AUGCACGAUAUGUUCAUUGAACCAUUAGAAGCUUUUGCAAAGAACGAGAUAUUACCUUUGAAGGAUGUAAAAAAGGGAUUUGAAAAAGCUGGUAGUGAAGCAGAUUUUGCACUUUCUAGAUAUAUGAGCAAAAGACCGAAAGAUUCGAUGAUUGCUGACGCGUCUUCCGAAGUAUCAGAUACACGAAGGGAAUUUCAUUAUCGCUAUUUGGAUUAUGUUAUAAAAAUUAAUCAAUUGGAAGCGAAGAAGAAAUUCGAGUUUAUGGAAUAUGCAAGGACUGAAUAUAAUAAUGAUAUUAAAGAAUCUCAACAAUUAAAGAGAUCUUUAUUAGAGAACGCUCAAGAAACGUACAAUCCAUUACACUCUUUCAAGGCAGGUACUAAGUAUCGUGCACAUCAGGGUUCAGAUGCGACAAUUGUAAAAAAAUCCGGCCAUUUGUUUAUGAAAGGAAAUCAAAGAGUAAUGCAGUCAUGGACGCGUAAAUACUUUACUAUUUCAGAAGAACAGUUAAAUUAUUGUACCGAAAAUCAACAAGACAUGGAAGAUUGGAUAUAUUGUUUACAGACUGCAGCUGAAGAAGCUUUGUACACGAAUCAGAUGCCGAAAUUUGAUUCUUCGGGCAUGGGAAAGCUGAUAUCUCAAGAUACACAGAGGAAUGAUAUUAAUUCAAAUAAUCAAGUUAAUUAUGACUCUUCUCAGAGCAUCCAGCAAUCUAUUUUACGAAUUAAGCAAUUGCCCGGUAAUGAAUGUUGUGUAGACUGCAAAUCUAAAGGUAAUAAGGUUAGAUCAUUGAUGCUUGAUAAAUGGGAACCUGAGUCACUUGAGGUUAUGUCGAAGCUUGGAAACUUUAAGGUAAACCAGAUAUUUGAAGCAAAAUUAGUUGGAGAUAACGAGAGAAAAUUGAUGAAUUCAUCAUGGGAACGAGAAAAAUUUAUAAUCGAUAAGUAUGUUAAUAAAGAAUUUGUUGUGCAAAAAGAUGAAAAAAUCGAUCUUUCAAACUCGGUUGAUUUGGUUUUUUGGAAAGCAAUGAGUGAUUCUAAUCUGCACGAAGCUCUUCGAUGUUUGUCGCUAGGAGCCAAUGUUGAUUGGAAAAAUGACAAAGAAAAUUAUACUACGGCAUUGCAUCAGGCUAUACUACGAAGUGAUGACGUUGCA
Messenger RNA from Racocetra fulgida, 1155 nucleotides. NCBI's taxonomy places the organism in Eukaryota, Fungi, Glomeromycota, Glomeromycetes, Diversisporales, Gigasporaceae. The record is from the annotation of a GenBank genome assembly.